UUGCUUUCCUCUCAGUCUGAGAGGCAACUGCUCUUUCUUUUUCUUUUCUUUGAUUGUUUUUUAAGUUUUUACUUCCUCUCCUGGGUCAGACAUCAUCAGGAGUCACUGCGGACUUGUUUCCCUUUCCUGGCGGUACUUUCUUUUAGUUAUUUUAAUUCCUGGGAAGUACCAUGCCGGUAGUUGGCGUAGCCUCCAAGCUCAGGCAGCCUUCCACGGUGAGCUGCAAGCCGGUGCAUACUGCUCUCCCCAUCCCCAGCGCGGUCAGGGCAGCCGCUUCUCAGGGCUACGUGGCCCGGCAGCAGGAGCUCAGGGCAGGUGAUGGCGCCCGGGGGCUCUCCUGCCAGCUGUCAAUCAAGUCCGAGAACCGGCAGCAGGAGAGGACACCUGAAGGGAAGUCCAGAGCCGAGACGGAGGAGAGCAAGAUCUGCAAGAUUUACACAGACUGGGCCAAUCACUAUCUGGCCAAGUCUGGCUGCCAGCGCCUCAUCAAGGACCUGAGCCAGGACGUCACCGAUGGAGUCCUGCUGGCCCAGAUCAUCCAGAUCAUAGCGAACGAGAAGGUGGAGGAUAUCAAUGGCAGCCCCAGGAGCCAGUCGCAAAUGAUCGAGAAUGUGGACGCCUGCCUCAGUUUCCUGGACGCCAGAGGAGUGAAUGUACAAGGGCUCUCAGCAGAAGAGAUCAGGAAUGGCAACUUAAAGAGCAUCCUGGGCCUCUUCUUCAUCCUGUCGCGCUACAAGCAGCAGCAGCAGCAGCAGCAGCAGUACUACCAGUCGCUGGUGGAGCUCAGCCAGCAGACCAGCAGCACCGCACCGUCCGCCAGCAGCCUCAAGACACAAGAGAUGCAGUCCAGUCUCACAGCACGAUAUGCAAGUCCUCCGGGCCACAGUGGAAUAGGGUCACCACAGAAGAAAAACACCAGGCUACCAGGCCCCUCCAGAGUACCUGCUGCAGGCAGCGGGGCCUCCAGGAGCCCCAGCUCGUCCAACCUCAACCGGCGCAGCCAGAGCUUCAACAGCAUCGACAAGAGCAAGCCUCUUCAGUAUGCCAGCGGCAACGACAGAGAAGCGGUGAGGGGUAUCCCAGUACCCGGCGGGAUGAAUGGGAGUGGUCUUGGUGGGACAGUUCCCACCAGCCUCAGCGGGCAGCAGCUGGCCUCUGCCAUCCCCUCACCCACUGCCGGCAAGUCCUGGCGCAGCAAGUCCAUGAACCUUAAGCACAGCGCCACUUCGUCCAUGUUGACGAGCCCCACGCACUCACCCUCACCCAGCCUGUCACCCAAGGCCUCUGAAGGCCUUCAGCCGCACGGAAGCGAUGGGUCCAAAGUCGGGUCAGCCGGCGGUGGUGGACCCCAGAGGUCCAUGCUGGAGAAGUUUCGCCUGAUUAACCCGAGAUCGGCUUCACGAGUGUCUCCGUCUGUGGCAGAGAUGGCUCUGCAGGAGGAGGAUGACCUGUCGGAGUACGGUGAGGAUGGAUUGACGCCUACAGGUUCGGUGUGCAGCAGCAGCAGUAGCAGUGCUACAGCCAAGCAAAUGUCUGCCAAAUCCUCUGCACCGUCCCUCACUGCACCAAGCAAGACUUCCUCGUGUUCCUCCCCCUCCACUUCAUUUUCAAAAGCGUCUGCCAAUGGCAGCAGGUCCAUGGCCUCGUCCAAAGACAGGGAGGACAAAAGCAGAUCUGGGAAAUCUUCCAAGGACAGCUCCCCAGCCAAAGAGGAGCGUGAGUCAUUUGCUGACCCCACCAAGAAGAGCUCCAAAAUUGCCAGCCUCAUCCCCAAAGGAGGGAAGCCUUCUUCUGGAAAGAAAGAUGGCGGUGCCUCCCCGGCUUCCAGUGGCAUCCCUAAGCCUGGACUAAAAGCUCCCUCCAGCUCGACGUCCAAGCCUCAGAGUCCGCCACAGAGCCAAAGCCAGGCUGCCUUAAACAGCAGCGGCAACAUGCGGGGUGGAGACGGGGACAGAGCCAAGCUGACGAAAGGAGGGCAGAGUGGGAGUUUCUAUAUCCAGCGUUCUAGUGUGGCCCCAGAGGGCAAAAGGACCAACAUGACCUCCUCCACCAGCACCUCAGCUCUGUCUGGGUCCAGUGGGAUGCUGGGAGGAGGAGGAGGAGGUUGCGGCGGAGGAGGCGGAGGCGGAGGAGGAGGAGGAGUAGCAGCGCUCGGAGGGAACGGAGUAGUUCAGCUUCCUCAGCAGCAACAUCACAACCACCCCAAUACUGCCACUGUGGCCCCCUUCAUGUACAGGACAUUCUCAGAAAAUGACUGCACCAUGGUGGCCCCAGCAGACCCCUGCCUCAGCCCCACCAAGGGAGAGUUGGUCUACAGCAAGACAGCCAAACAGUGCCUGGAGGAGAUAUCAGGAGAGGAUCCUGAGACAAGACGCAUGAGAACGGUGAAGAACAUCGCUGACCUGCGGCAGAACCUGGAAGAAACCAUGUCCAGUCUACGGGGGACACAGAUCAGCCACAGUACACUAGAGACAACCUUCGACACCACGGUAACUACUGAGGUCAAUGGGCGGAGUCUACCAGCCCUCACCACACGCUCCUCCCCCAUGGCCUGGCGUCUGGGCCAAUCACAAACCCCGCGUCUCCAGGCAGGCGACGCCCCCUCAAUGCCCAACAGCUAUGCUGCGCCCAGGGCUAGCACGACGAGCGCUGGCACCACCACAGGGCGCUACUCCGGGCACUCGGACCCCUCCAGGUUUGUGUACAACGCCCCCCUGAGGCGAGCAGCAGCAGGGGCGAAGGGGGCGGAGCAGGGGGAGAAGGGAGGAGGAGGGCUGGAAGGAGGGAAGCAGAUGGAGAUGGCAGGUUACAUGAGUGAUGGGGACCUCCUAGGGAGGAACGGCCGGAUGGAAGAGAUCACCAGCGGAUACCUAACAGACGGCGGCCUCCAUCUGUAUGCACGCAACGCAGGCCGAGCCUCAGACGGAGCUUCUUCUCGAGAAGCCUCCCAGCGCGGGAGCAAAGAGAUGCAGGGCGACGUAGACAGUUGGGACGACAGCAGCUCUGUGAGCAGCGGCCUGAGCGACACAUUGGACAACAUCAGUACUGAUGACUUGAACACAACUGCCUACUCCUCUGUCAGCUCAUCACGCAAAAGCAAGGGAGUGCAGUCCCAGAGAGAAAGCAGGUCCAAGCAUGCAGAGCAGGAAGUGAGUAGCAGCUGGGCCGGAGCCGAGGACCUGAAGAAGGUGGAGGAGGAGCUGGACGCAACCAUGGACCCCAGCAGCGGCUCCUCCCGCUGGAAGCCUUCCUCAUCCUCCUCUUCCUCUCAAGCCCAGGGCCAGUAUGAAGACGCCAGUCAGAAGGCCGCUGCCCUCGCCCAGAUGUCCCAGACGGGCUCGUGGAGGAGGGGCAUGACGGCCCAGGUCGGCAUCACACCACCCAGGACUAAGGGUACCUCUGCUGCCCACAAAACACCAGGCAAAACCGAUGAUGCUAAGGCCUCUGAGAAGGGCAAGGCGCCUUCCAAGAGUUCAGCUGCCAUCCAGCGCUCACCCUCAGACGCUGGGAAGAGUAGUGGAGAUGAAGGUAAGAAACCUCCCUCUGGCAUUGGACGCCCACCUACCACUGCUUCUUUUGGAUACAAGAAGAUCCCGGGUCCCAGUGGUACCCUAAUCACCUCCAGUGGUGCAACGCUCGCCAGCGGCUCAGCCACCCUGGGCAAGGCGCCCAAAUCCUCAGCUGCCCUUGGCAAAGGCACAGGCAUCGGCGGUGUGCGUAAGACCAGCCUGGACGGCUCGCAGCCCCAGGAUGACGGCAUCCUGCUCAGCUGCAGCAGCAGCUCCAAAGUGACCCUGCAGUACCGCUCUCUACCCAGACCAGCCAAAUCCUCCAGCGGGGUGGCAGCCGGGCGCAGUGGGCAUCGCUCCAGUUCCAGCAGCAUAGACUCAAACGUUAGUGGCAAGUCAGCUGGAGGGGCAGCAACACAAGCGGGUGCCAAACGCAGGGAUGGAAAAGUGGGCUCAGACCGCUCCAGUCCCAUCACCAUCAACCAGACAGACAAGGAGAAAGUGGCAGUGUCAGACCAGGACACCACAGCUGGACUAUCCACCUCUCCCAAGUCCAGCCCUACCUCCAGUUCAACAGGCCAAUCAGGCCUCAGGCAGCCCGGCUCCAAGUACCCAGAUAUUGCUUCUCCUACUUUCCGCAGAUUGUUUGGCACCAAAGCCAGCAGCAAGGCCAGCUCUCCGGGCACACCCGACUCUGGCAAGUGCCCCUCAAUACUGGGCAGCCCCCACGGCACACUGGCGAGGCAGGCCAGCCUGGACUCACCAUCCUCUGGCACUGGGAGCCUGUGCAGCGCUGGCGGCCUGAGCGGUGGCAGCAGCCCAUUGUACGGUAAAACCCCAGACCUGUGCAUUGACUCCCUGGCCUCCAGCCCGGCCUCUGGCCUCUCCCUGCCCUCCAACGCUCGCCCCUGGCCUGCAUGUAGCUCAUCAGCUGGCAGCAAGGACACUCUGAGCUGCCAAAGCAUGACCAGUCUGCACACCAGCUCUGAGUCCAUUGAUCUGCCGCUAGGCCACCACGGGCCCAAGGUUACACGAACUGGCAGUGUCAAGUCCACCCUGUCUGAGGGCAUGCCUCUUGACAGAAACACGCUUCCCAAAAAGGGACUGAGGUACCCUCCGUCCUCCCGGCCGGCGUCCCAUGAGGAAGGGAAGGAGUGGUUGAGGUCCCAUUCAACAGGGGGACUUCAGGAUACAGGCAGCCAAUCCCCACUGUCUCCUCCUGGAGCUGCCUGCACCACUACUGGAAAAUACCACUAUUCCAACCUGUUAAGCCCCACCAACAUCAGCCAGUAUAACCUUCCACCGGGCAGCAGCAGCAUGUGCCGCUCCAACAGCAUCCCUGCCCAGGACUCCUUUGAACUGUACGGAGAGGGUCACCCACUGGGUGGUAGUGCAACCUCCCUGGAGGACCGGCCACGGGCCAUCAGCCGCUCUGGCUCCUUCAGGGACAGCACUGACGAAGUCCAUGGCUCUUCAUUGUCUCUGGUCUCCAGCACGUCUUCACUGUACUCUGCGACGGAGGAGAAAGCCCACUCAGAGGGCCAAACAGUCCAAAAUUCCACGCAAAUCAGAAAGCUGCGUCGGGAGCUGGACGCCUCUCAGGAGAAGGUGGCAACCCUGACGUCUCAGCUGUCUGCCAAUGCUCACCUGGUGGCGGCCUUUGAAAAGAGCCUGAGCAACAUGACCUGCCGCCUGCAGAGCCUCACCAUGACCGCUGAACAAAAGGAGACUGAGUUGGUUGAGUUGAGGGAGACAAUAGAGACACUGAAGACCCAGAACACUGAUGCUCAGACAGCCAUCCAGGUGGCGCUCAACGGCCCUGACCACCUACACAAAGACCUGCGGAUUAGACGACAGCACUCAUCGGAAAGCAUGUCCAGCAUCAACAGCGCAGCCAGUCACUCCAGCAUGGGCAGUCUGGGCAAGGACGCAGAAGACAAAAAGAAGAAGAAGAAGAGCUGGGUGGCUGAUACCAUCCCGGCUCAGUUGCGCAGCUCCUUCAAGCAGGCGUUCAGCAAGAAGAAAACCAAAUCCCAGUCCCACGACGAGAUGGAGGAGAUGACCGACUCGCUGCCGUCCUCGCCCAAACUGCAGCAUGACAACAGGCUAGGCAGCAUCGCCACGCUGCAUUCUUCACCCUCCACCACAGACAAGUGCGUUUGCGAUAGCAAGUCCUCUCCCAUUUGGACGCCAAAGAAAAGGCAAAACGGUCAUGUGGUCUACAAGCACAGAUCUCGGCUGUGCGAAUGCACCGAGGCUGAGGCCGAAACCAUCCUCCAGCUGAAGAACGAGCUGAGGGAGAAGGAGCUUAAGUUGACGGACAUCCGCCUGGAGGCACUCAGCUCCGCCCACCACCUGGACCAGAUACGAGAAGCCAUGAACCGCAUGCAGAAUGAGAUUGAGGCGCUGAAAGCAGAGAACGAUCGCCUCAAGUCCAGCGGUAACGCAACGCCAACAGCCACGCCCGUCAAGACGGCCCGACCGCCCUCCGAGACCUCCAGUACGUCCUCAUCCUCCUCCCGUCAGUCCUUGGGGCUUUCGCUCAACAACCUCAACAUCACGGACACCAUCAUGUCAGAUAUUCUGCUAGAUGAUGGCUACGAGGGCAAUCUACGCAAAGAGGGCCGGAGUGUGCGAAUAGUGGUUGCCAUCAAUAGGGGGCCAUACAGCACCAAGGGUACACAAAGCCAUGCGUACCUGAUUGGGUCUAUAGGUGUGAGUGGGAAAACCAAGUGGGAUGUUCUGGAUGGAGUCAUCAGACGCCUCUUCAAGGAAUAUGUGUUUCGGGUGGACCCUCUGACCAGCCUGGGUCUCAGCUCAGACAGCAUUGUCUGCUACAGGAUGGGCGAUGUGGUUCGCUCCCACGCCUCCGAAGUGCCUGAGCUGCUGCCCUGCGGCUACCUGGUGGGCGACAACAAUGUCAUUAAGGUCAACGUCAAAGGUGUAAGGGAGAACAGUAUAGACAGCCUGGUGUUUGACACGCUGAUUCCAAAGCCCAUCAUCCAGCGGUACCUCAACCUGUUGAUGGAGCAUCGCCGUAUCAUCCUCUCAGGACCCAGCGGCACUGGUAAAUCCUUCAUGGCUGCCAAGCUGGCUGAGUACAUCAUUUCCCAGAUGGGGCAGCAGGUGACCGAGCACAACGUUGCCAGUUUCAACGUGGAUCAGAACUCCAGCAAGGACCUGCGUCAGUACCUUUCCACCCUGGCAGAACAGUGCAGCUCUGAGGAGACAGACACAGAGCUCCCCACUGUGGUGAUUCUAGACAACCUCCACCACAUUGGCUCCCUCAGUGACAUAUUCAACGGCUUCCUCAACUGCAAGUACCACAAAUGCCCUUAUGUUAUUGGGACCAUGAACCAGGGAGUGUCCUCCUCUCCUAACCUCGAGCUGCACCACAACUUCAGGUGGGUGCUGUGCACCAACCACACCGAGCCGGUCAAAGGUUUCCUGGGGCGCUUCUUGCGGCGGAAGCUGAUAGAGACGGAGAUCGAUAAGAACAUGCGCAGCAAUGACCUGAUUAAGAUCAUCGACUGGAUCCCCAAGACCUGGCAGCACCUCAAUGGCUUUCUGGAGGCACACAGCUCCUCCGAUGUCACCAUAGGUCCCCGUCUCUUUUUGUCGUGUCCCAUGGAUGUAGAAGGCUCUAGGGUUUGGUUCACUGACCUGUGGAAUUACUCCCUGGUGCCCUACCUGCUGGAGGCUGUCAGGGAAGGGCUGCAGCUAUACGGCAAGAGAACAGCAUGGGAGGAUCCAUCCAAGUGGGUAAGCGACACGUAUCCAUGGAAUGCCGCCUCGUUGCAGCAGGAUGGCCAGUCACUGCUCCAACUGAGGCCGGAGGACGUGGGAUACGACGGCUAUAGCUCAUCCAAGGAGGGAGCCUCAUCCAAGCAGGUGUCUCAGAGUGACACAGAGGGAGACCCACUGAUGAACAUGUUGCUACGGCUACAGGAGGCAGCUAACUACUCCAGCACACAGAGCUGCGACAGCGACAGCACCAGUCACCAUGACGACCAGCUGGACUCCUCACUGGAGUCUGCACUAUGAGACCACAAGCGUUGUUGCACUGGGAGACAGCAGACCCCUCCAACCUGGGAACCUUUGAGCCUCUGUUGCUACCAGACACCUGUAUAGUGCACAGACGUAUGGUGUAGGAAAAGUUUUGUUAUCCAAAAUGGUAAUACCCACCCUUUGACAGAAAACACAUAUUUUUUACAUUACAAUGGUGCAAUAUGAAAUCCAAUGAUUGUGUGUUUUAAAGAGCAGUAGCCAACUUCUCAGCCUCAGCGGUGAAAAUGAUAAACAGUGGUCUGACUGGGAUCCACAAAUAUAUUUGAAACAAAUCCAUUAAUAAGGUCAGCUAGUCCUUUUUUAAUGGAUGUGUAACAUUUGCAAAAACAACUUUUCAUGUAUGGCAGACAGGAUGUGUCUGACAAGGAACAGCAGUUCCUCUGAAGUUGACUUCCAAGGAGUAAAUCACAUUUGUGCUCGAACAUGAGGAACCACUGGUCAGCCCAUUAUUUAAACUUUGGGUGUCCGAAAAAAAGAGAAAGCCACGAGUUUGAACUGGAAUUUUCUUUUUUUCCUUCUUCUUUGGUUAAACCCAGAUAUAUAACUUCAGAUGUUUACAAUGGGGGUGGCAGGUUCUCUUGUUUAUGUAUUUCCUUGUUUACAGAGGUGCUUCUCACACAAACAUAUACACUCAUGCACUUACACACAGGCAGCAGGAGGACACUGUCCUUUCCUUUAAUCAGAGGCUUUGAUUGGCUUUUAAGCCCCCACGUGACCAACAAUCCAGUCUACCAAAGUGUCCUUGAGCAAGGCACUAUUUAGAGCACCCUGGGACCCUUAACUCUGACCCUAACCUAUUGAGAGAGUUAAGUAAGAGGAGGGGAGAAGAGUGUUCUUAGGUGAUGUAAUGCCCUUUGGUGGCCACAACGGAGGCUCUCUGUCUGUACACAGAUUUUCUUUCAUCACAGGUCCAUCAGAUUGAUUGUGUGCUUCAGUAAUGUCAACAACCAGCUAUUUAUCUGAACUGGCUCCUCACAAGUUACUAGAUCGGAGUGGAUUCAGAGCUGAGGGACACUAUUCCGUCUCCUUGUUUAGCACUAUAUUCACCAUAUUAGGGUGAUUUUGCCUUUUCUGAGCAUAAGGACAAUUCUGCACCUCAAUGAUGGCAUCAUAUGUGGUUAACUUGAGACAUUUGCAAAACCUUCUACAACCCAGCUAGGAUUACUGGAGUUACGUUUUCAUAACAUAACACGCACACAUAGGGCACACUACCCUUCUGCUCAGCUGUCAGUCGGGCUUCAUGGUGCUGGUCUCCUGCCCUGAGCCUCCUCAGUGUCAGGCACUGCCAAGCCGCUCCUCACUGACCUGCAUGCCAACAACAAGCACAAGAAAAGCAGAUUGGUUGUGUGUCAUUCAGCCACAUUGCUGCUGUGACACAAACUAAAUGGACAAGUGCCAAUGUUUCCCUUUGAUUUACUGCCAAAUGUCCACACAUACACACGGGACUUCACAUCACAAUGCACAGCCGAUCAUGGUUAUCAACUUAGAUUACGUUGUUCUUAGCCUUCCACGCUCUACAGCCUGUUGCCACUC
This is a messenger RNA of Etheostoma cragini (Arkansas darter), 9110 nucleotides long. RefSeq names its product neuron navigator 3 (gene nav3). NCBI's taxonomy places the organism in Eukaryota, Metazoa, Chordata, Actinopteri, Perciformes, Percidae. The transcript has 41 exons. Gene Ontology annotation, biological process: neurogenesis; nervous system development. Gene Ontology annotation, molecular function: ATP hydrolysis activity; protein binding; ATP binding. The record is from RefSeq and is a predicted model, not a curated record. The coding region runs from base 171 to 7553 and encodes 2460 amino acids.